UUACCGGCCUAGAGGUCUUUCUGCUUGACAAUGCUGCCUGUUCGGAAGGGUACCUUGUAGGGGUGAUCAAUUACUGGAUUGGGCUAGGAUCUUCUUUUCACAUACCGACCGUCUUCUUGCUCUUCUUUUUAUAG
Molecule: messenger RNA, 134 nt
Organism: Acaulospora morrowiae
Lineage: Eukaryota; Fungi; Glomeromycota; Glomeromycetes; Diversisporales; Acaulosporaceae
Source: the annotation of a GenBank genome assembly